GGCGUUGGCGCCGGAGGGCGGCGCUGAGAGGUGGUGGGCUGCUGCCUUUUGACCUCUCCCGAGAGCAGAUGGAGUGGGCCCGUGGCCGCUAGCCAGAGGGACUGCAGCUGCGAGGCCAGGGCGACCCCGGGACCCUGGCAGCUGCCACCGGUGGGAACGAGACCCCUGGGCUUGAGCGAGAUGGCGUUUAAUGAUUGCUUUAGUUUGAGCUAUCCUGGUAACCCCCAGCCAGGGGACUUGAUUGAGGUAUUUCGUUCGGGCUACCAGCACUGGGCACUGUACUUGGGUGAUGGUUAUGUUAUCAACAUAGCACCUCUAGAGGAUAGCAUUUCUGCAUCAUUUACAAGCGCCAAGUCUGUAUUCAGCCGGAAGGCCCUGGUGAAGAUGCAGCUGCUGAGGGAUGUUGUGGGAAAUGACACAUACAGAAUAAACAAUAAAUAUGAUGGGACCUACUCCCCUCUCCCUGUGGAAGAAGUCAUGCAACGGUCAGAGACGGUUAUUGGACAGGAGGUGGAAUAUGACAUACUUGUCAACAACUGUGAGCAUUUUGUGACUUUGCUUCGUUAUGGAGAAGGAGUUUCAGAGCAGGCCAACCAAGCGAUAAGUACCAUUGGAUUUGUGGCAGCUGCUGCUGGUGCCUUUUCACUCCUGGGCUUGUUUCCAAAAAGACAAAGAGCAAAACACUAUUAAUCAUUUACUGAAGAGAUAUUGGAACUGAAGGAAUUUGUGAGGAGGGGAAAAAAACUGGGAUGAAUACUUAUUUUUCAAUGCAUCAUUAUUGUUCCAAAUUCCAGUGAUGGAUGGCAGGCUCCUUAAUAAAUUGUUUACUGAUAUUA
Molecule: messenger RNA, 836 nt
Organism: Callorhinus ursinus (northern fur seal)
Lineage: Eukaryota; Metazoa; Chordata; Mammalia; Carnivora; Otariidae
Gene: PLAAT1
Product: phospholipase A and acyltransferase 1
Biological process (GO): N-acylphosphatidylethanolamine metabolic process
Cellular component (GO): cytoplasm
Molecular function (GO): A2-type glycerophospholipase activity; glycerophospholipid phospholipase A1 activity
Source: RefSeq, a predicted model, not a curated record